Molecule: messenger RNA, 3952 nt
Organism: Fundulus heteroclitus (mummichog)
Lineage: Eukaryota; Metazoa; Chordata; Actinopteri; Cyprinodontiformes; Fundulidae
Product: RNA_pol_Rpc4 domain-containing protein
Exons: 8
Coding region: 554-1717 (387 amino acids)
Biological process (GO): transcription by RNA polymerase III
Cellular component (GO): RNA polymerase III complex
Molecular function (GO): DNA binding
Source: RefSeq, a predicted model, not a curated record
GCCACAGAAGAAGAAGCAGAAGAAGAAAAAGCACAAGAAGAAGAAUAAGCUGUUUACCUUCGUUUAGUUGCUCUAGUAAACGUUCACUAAAAACAGAGUAAAGAGCGUCAACCAUCGCUGUCACUUAGCGACUAAAACAAUUAGAAAGUACUUUAAUUUUUGUUUGGUUCCUGCUGUCAAUGCCUCCUAAAAAGCACCUGUUUUGAUCAAAGUAUUGCUUUUUUGUGCACUCCUCUGGAGAAAUAAAGACCGAGGCCAAACUACAGAUGCUAAUUCUGUUCUUGGAACUUUCGGCUUGGCAUUAUGAUGUAGGCUGAAUCUUUUGCCAGUAUGUUUAUUUCCGGACCGCUGGGGGGUUGUUUUUGUUAUGCACCAUUUAUUAGAGUGGGAUAAAAGAAGAAGGCAACGCGAAGGACGAAAUCAGAUAGGACUCUCCUUUCCAGGACUAAGUUAGAUGUCAUAGUGUCUCUACAGUGUGUGCUGUUACCAGGAAAGCCGAGGUGCCGUCAGGUAACAGUCAAGCCUUAAGAAGGAAAACAGACUGGUUGGAGAGAUGAGCGACUCGGGAGAUCCAGCCAGCAUCCCCAGCUGCUCCGGCUUUAGAAGCGGGCCUGAGCGGUCUGGUACCGCCGAGCACAACCCUGUCUGGACCCUGAGUUCCUGUAGUCAGCGGGGAAGACUGCCAUCGCUCAGAACCCGGGACCUGACACUGGGGGGAGCGUUCAGGAAGACAAAGAAAACAUGGGAGCCUAAUGUCCACGCUGUGAGAAAAACGAAGGAUGAGUUACAAGCAGAAAUUCUAGUUGCUCCUAAAAAGGAAAAAAGAGAGAGGGAUGGGAAGAGAAAGGAGAGCAGAGGUGGGAGGAAAGCGAGACCUCAGACCAUCCAAUCCCACUCCAUCUUUGAACAUUGUCCUGAUGUGUCAAAUUACAAAACAGGCCGGUAUUGUGCCAGGGGACUGCAUAACUCCUCGACAUCUUCUGUUUGUCAACCAGUCAAAAACGAAGGGAAAAAAUCAAGGCAGGACGAAGAUCAUCUUCUACAUAAACUGCAGCGAGAUGAUUUCAUAGUUGAUCCAGAGUUGAGGAAUGAUUCCCGACUAAAGCCCAUCGCCCUGCCUCUGUAUCAGUCCAGCAGCUUCUCCAAGACUCACAGACUGUCCACCACCACAUGUCAAGACAGCCUCCCUCUUUUCUUAGCGCCAUCCUGUGGGGCUGAUGUAAAAGCAGGCCUCUUGACUGAGUGGCCCAAAUCUGAGCAGCUGCCCCUGGUGAAGAUGCUGCAGGAACUCAGAGUUGCUGGAGGAGAAGAGCUGUUCUUCAUGCAGUUUCCGGAUUGUCUUCCUGCCAGAUACUCAGCACCAAAGGUAGAUCUUCAUCAUGGAGCAGCAGAGAAACCUUCAAAGAAAGAAGGAAAGUCUGCACACCAAGAAGCCAGGAACAUGGACAGCUCUCCUGUGCUCUCACAAUUUCCUGAAGGACUUUUGGGCAAACUACAAAUCAGGAAGUCAGGAAAGGUGGAGCUAAAGUUGGGUGACAUUACCCUGGACGUGUCGGAGGGAGCCGCCUCUUCCUUUCUGCAGCAACUGGUGUCAGUUCGUCCCUCUGGUGGAAGAAGUGGAAACAUGAUGGUAUUGGGAAACGUCCAUCACAAGCUCGUCUUAUCUCCUGACUUCCAGUCCUUACUGAUACAGGCAGCUGCACAGCAGCAGCCAUGAAGCCGGGCCUGAUGGACCUGGAAAUGACAGACUGCAAAGCAUGUGGAAAGAUUUAGUGAACAAACGUGGACUUCUGUUCCUCUCCAUUAAUGUUAGUAACCAGCAAGAUAAUAUGAAAGUUCAGCAUUUGCUACUGAAAUAACUGUUUUUAUGAAGAAACUAUUUUUAUACUUUUGUCUGAAAAUUUUAAACGUGUAUGUAAAUGAUCUUCAAAUGCUAAAAUAUCUAAAGACUUUUGACAGAGCACAGAAACUUCUAAAUGAGUUAUGCUGAGCUUUAGAGCGGUUCCCAAUUCUUUGAUUACUUUAUUAGCCACCCCUCACUAUUACCAGGUUGGUCCCCUUUUGCCUUCAGAACUGCAUUAAUUCUUCAUGACAGCUAUUCAAGAAGGUGUCACAAACAUUACUUUUAGACUUUGGUCCAUAUGGACAUGACCACAUCAUGCAGUUGCUGCACAUUCAUCUGCUUAGCAUCCAUGAUGAGAAUCUCCUGUUUCACCACAUUUCAAAGGUUCUCCUUUGGACUCUGGAGGCCAUCAGAGUUGAGUGAACUCAUUGUCAUGUUCAAGAAACCUAUUUCUUAAACAUGAGAUUAUUUUAACUUUGUGACCUAGAGCAUUAUCCUACCGGAAAUCUAUCAGAAGAUGGUCCACUGGGGUCAUAAGGAAAUGGACAUGGUCAGCAACGACAGUCUGGUAGACCCUGGGGUUUAGAUGAUGCUUGGACCUUCCAAAGGGACCCAAAGUGUGCUAUAAAAUAUCCCCCACACCAUGACACCACCACCAGCAACCUGAACCAUUUCAUGUUCUCUUCCUAUGCCAAAUGCUGAUCCUACAGUGUAAAUCUACCAUUGAAAUCAAGUCUCAUCAACCCAGCAACAUUUUUCCAAUCUGUUAUUGUCCAGGUUAGAUGAGGCUAGAAAUUGUAGUCUCAGUUUCCUAUUCUUAGCUGACAGAAGCGACACCUUGUGUGGUCUGCUGCAAUCAACAAUGCAUUUGUUUCUCCACACAGGCUCUGCUCACUGUGUUUUUUUACGUUUUGGACCAUUCUCUGUGAACCCGAGGGAUGAUUGUGAUUGAAAAAUCACCAUAGACCAGCAGAACUGAAAGACUUUGGGGUAGGGGUUCAUAAAGCGAAGCUAGUUACUGUGAAUAGAGGGGCUUACCCUGCAGAACUUUACUCUAUUACAUGGCUGUGGUUAUUCCUCCAAUAAGUAGUGGCCCCUGAUAUGGGCUACAAGUGACUCUGCCCACAGGAUGCACCUGUGUCAGGAACUGGUAUGAGUGCCCCAAAAGAAUAAAAAAGGCAUCUCUCAGUUGCACCAAUAAUAAUUGUCAUGUCCGAUCAGUCAAAUGGGAAGGGAUUACUCCCUGUGUUGACAGUUGUCCAGCGGACAAUCAUUUACACCCUUAACAAGGAAGAUAAGCAACAAAGGGUCAUUUUGGAAGUGAUGAUAGAAGGAUAUGACCAAGCAUAUUGAUGGAAAGUUGAGUGGAAGGAAAAAGUGUAGCAGUAAAAAUGCACAAGCAACAGGAGUAAGCACAGCCUAGAGGUGAUUUUGAAGAAAUGCAUAUUCAAGAGUUCCAUAAGGUGUAAACUGCAGCUGGAGUCAGUCCUUGUAACAUACAUAACAUUUCUGAAUUUAAAUUGGUGUUACGAAAUCUUCAAAUUCUCUGUGAAACAAUUUUGGGGUUUCAUGACUUGCUGUGAGCCAUAAUAUGCAAUAAAUGUUUGAAAUCUUAUCAUUCUGUAUAGAUUUGAUCCAUCUAAAAUAUGAGAUUCACUUUUUCAACUGAAUUAUUAUAAUAAAUUACAUUGUCAGUUAUGUUCUUCUUUAUUGUUUAAAUCAGAAUACAGUACAGAGUCCCAUACUCCAAACUGUCUUAAAACAAAGUAAAUAACUCCAAAACAUGUUUUUACAUAUGCUAUACAUGUUGCACUAGUAAAUGGAGAUAAUGGUCUUUUGUAUGACCAUACUGGUUUCUGACGUACUUUUGGAGAUAUUCUGAGCAAUUCUUCUGUAUAAUGCUGCCUUAGUUCUUUGGGGUUGCAAAGCUCUUUAAAGCUACCACAUAAUGUCAUUCAUGUGAGCUACCCUGGUGUAGGCUUGCUGCAUUUUUGGGAUUGGCCCUGUUGUAUGGCCCAUGUGUGUUGCUUCAUGCACAGCUGCACAUUUGACUCCAUGCUUUUCAAAAAAUAUAGGUUCAUGUUAAAGUUGUAAACAGUGGCAGAUUGU